Molecule: messenger RNA, 350 nt
Organism: Brassica napus (rape)
Lineage: Eukaryota; Viridiplantae; Streptophyta; Magnoliopsida; Brassicales; Brassicaceae
Product: probable cytochrome c oxidase subunit 5C-1
Exons: 1
Coding region: 1-195 (64 amino acids)
Source: RefSeq, a predicted model, not a curated record
AUGGCAGGACACAAGGUUGCGCAUGCCACGCUGAAAGGCCCGAGUGUGGUGAAGGAAUUAGUUAUCGGUUUGGCACUCGGUUUAGCUGCUGGUGGUCUCUGGAAGAUGCACCACUGGAACGAGCAGAGGAAAACCAGAGCUUUCUACGACUUGCUCGAGAGAGGCGAGAUCAGCGUUGUCCACCCUGAAGAGUAAAUUCAACAACACCACUCUCAAGCUCUAUUUUUAUGUUAUUGUAUGGUUUCUUGACUUCUCAGACAAAGUUACCUGAGAAAAAGAGUUGCUUGCUUAAUAAAUAAACAACAAAUUGGAUAUUAUUGUUAAAUUUCAGAACAUCUUUCUUGAUUCUA